CCCACGACCUCUUGUGGCCGGCAGGGGGCGGGCGCGCUGCGCCUGGGGCCGGGGCAAGCCCCGCCCCCAGCGGAUUGCCAGGCGCGCCAGCCCCGCCCCGGAGCCGCCGCUGUAGCUGCCGGCGGACGCUGGGGGCGGAAGCGGCCGGGCGCGAGAUGGGCAGCGAGCUGCUCGCGUUGGACUGCCUCGUCCACCUCUUCUCCUACCUGGAGGCACCGGCUCUGCUCCGCGCCGCGCGGGUGAACCAGGCAUGGAACGAAGCCGCAGGCACAACUUCCCUAUGGAGAAGGAUGUGCCUAGAUCGUUGGACCUUUUGCAAUAUUUCCAACCUGACUCCAGGCAUGCAGACAUGGAAACAGUACUAUCUCCACCGCUCCAAACUUGAGCAUGAAAUGGCAUCAGGCCGGCCAUCAGCUGAUUAUAUAUGUAGGUCCAUGAGGGGGCAUAAAGGUGAAAUAGUUGGUAUGGCUUAUCUCUCAGACAACGAGCACGUGUUUGGCGCUGGAAAGCUGAGGUCUGUGGUUUGCACUGCAUCUACUGAUGGCACUAUCCGAGCAUGGCAGGUCCAAGAGGGUACACAGAUAUGGUCAAGUCCCUCCCAGGAAGUGCCAUUUGUAAAGGUUAUUACUGUCCCACAGUACAAACUAGCAAUCAGCACAGACGCGUAUGGAACCAUUAAAGUCUGGCAUGGAGAAACUGGGGAAGAGCUUGCUGCAUUCUCCACAUCGUCGUCCUCGUCCAGUCUGGUUACCUACUCAGUGAACAAUAAGCCCUUCCUAACUGCAGCUACUGCAGAAGGUGCUAUCUAUACGUUAGAAGUUCCUAAUUUAAAUCAGGUUUCAUGUAUUGCAGCAUUUCAAAAUUCUAGCAUUGAUUUAUUACUUUGUUCACCGGACAAGCAAUGGCUAGUUGCUGGAUCUACUGAGAAUGCAGAUACAUCUCCAAAGAUAUUUUAUACAGAUUGCUUGAUUAACCCAGGGGAUGAACCACCCAUAUCUAGUUCUCUGCCUGUCAACAAUUGUGCUGUAGUCUGCUGGUUACCAAAAGCACCAGCAAGAAUAGCAGUAAUGCACCAAGAUCGCAUGUCAGUUCGAAGGAACAUCACAGUCUUUGAUCUAGCUGUCAAAAAGUCUAAAUGUAAAACAGAAGUUCUAGCUCAACAGGUUGCAAGUUUCACAUUACCACAAAGCACUUGGACCACAGCAAUUCUCAUGGAAGGGCACGGAACAGAAACAAUUCUUCUAGGAUGUGGAUCAAACUUGAAACUAUAUUCAAUUUUUGGGACUCAAUUAGAAGCUUUUCAGCAUCACAACAAUACAAUCACUUCAAUAUGGGUGGAUUCUUUUCGUGUUGUCACAUCAUCUUUGGAUCUCUCACUCCGUGUGUACACAUGGAAAAAAGUAAACAAAAUCUCUUCGCUGACGAGUCGCUAUUACUUACUAGGGGGAACCCACAGAUGGUCACGAGUGAUGAACAACCUCCAUUCCCGAGGUGUUCAUAGCUACAGUAGAACCCGAGCUGGGCUACCUACAAAUCCAGCCUCUCUUCCCAAUGCCACUGGGACUCAUUUGCACACCAGGUCCCACCUGACUACCUUCAGAUUGCUUGUUUUUAUUGGGUCUUUUUUUAUUUUUUUAAACUUGAUAAUCAUUCUGCAACUAUUUUUCCACUGA
This is a messenger RNA of Dermochelys coriacea (leatherback sea turtle), 1673 nucleotides long. RefSeq names its product F-box and WD repeat domain containing 12 (gene FBXW12). The record is from RefSeq and is a predicted model, not a curated record. Gene Ontology annotation, molecular function: protein binding. Bases 156 to 1673 code for a protein of 505 amino acids. The transcript has 10 exons. NCBI's taxonomy places the organism in Eukaryota, Metazoa, Chordata, Testudines, Dermochelyidae.